UACGAGGUACAACUCUGUCUAUAAGAAUUGAUAGAACUGCGUUCUGGCAACUUUUGCAAACUUUCCUCCCUACCAUCACUAUCGCCGUCCUGACUAUCAUCAUAAGUGUAGCAUGCAACAUAGAGUAAACUUGGUUUGCUAAGAACAUACUUGUAAGUGCCCACCCACAACAGAGAGGGAACAGCAUCCGAGCAUCGUCGCUAACAUAUCGUAUCGUAUUGAUAGUACUCAAUCCAAACGCAGCAUUCGUUAAUCAAGCACUCCCCCGAGCGAAGAUGCUCCUCCCCACCACCCCAACCCUCUUACUCCUCGCCCUACUCUCCGCCCCCCUCCCCCUCCCCGUCUCCGCCGAACAAUGGUUCCAGUUCUGCGACGACACCGCGUGCUCUCAAAACUGCGGGAUCUCCGUCAGCGGCAGCAACGCCGGAUGCCUGGAGCACCAGGCGGGGCGCAAGUCGAUCAAGACGCACGGGUCGAGCUUCGCGGGCACGUACCUCGUGCACUCGCCCGGCGACGCGUGCGACUGCCAGCAGGACUGCACUGCGAUCUCGGGGAUCGGGGCGCCGAGCUGCAUCGAUAUCUCGGGGAAGAAGGGGGAGUCGCGGUCGUAUAGGUUUCAGCUGACGACGUGCAAGGAGCUGGAGGGGGGCCCGGGGACGGGGGAUAAUUGUAAGCCGGAUGGGGAUGAUGCGGUUGCGGAUGCCGCAGCUGAGAAGCCUAAGUCUACAAAACGUAGCAAAAUGCGCGCGUAAGGAGCUGGUGGGAGUUGGGCAAGGGCUGCUGAUGAAAUGUGCACCAACAAGGUCAUCGUAUUUAGUUUAUAAGGCUGCUUGAUGGGGUGGAUUUCGGAAACACAUAUGUACAUGAGUUGCUAGAUGCAGCAACUAAUCCUGAGUCCAUGAAUUAAUCUUGCACCUCGAUCGACGGGCAUGGCUGCCGAGGUGGUGAUAAUUCUUCUACCACCGUGCCUGUCUAUUUGCGUGAUAUGCCAUGUAGG
Molecule: messenger RNA, 997 nt
Organism: Hypoxylon fragiforme
Lineage: Eukaryota; Fungi; Ascomycota; Sordariomycetes; Xylariales; Hypoxylaceae
Exons: 1
Coding region: 276-752 (158 amino acids)
Source: RefSeq, a predicted model, not a curated record